AUGAGUUUCUUGUAUCAAUUUAGUAAAAAUAUCCAUUCAAUUGUUUAUGCCUCUUUCAUCAUUAUAUUAUGUGCAAUUUGGACUAAAUACCUUUGUAAGUUUCUCAAAAAUAAGUAUUCCGAAUUUUUAAAUAACAGUAAAAUAGUUAAACUGGACAGUAUAGCCAUAACGAAAAAUGAUUUCCUAAAGCAGAAUUUGCUAUAUAGGAUCAUCAAAUAUAACAUCAUCGGAAAAAAUAACUAUGAGGACAAGCUUACUUAUAGAAAGAAUGCUUCCUUCUAUUACUUGAAAAGGGCAAUAUUUUUUUUACACAACUAUAAAUUUUUGCACAUAAAAAAGAAGCUAAACUGCUUGUUUAUUAGAAACAACAUUACAGAUAUACGGAAUUUAAAAUAUUUGACUUACAAAACGGUUAUUCAAUUUAAAAAGGAAAUGAACAUUUGUCUUGUGGAGGCAUACAACUCCUUCAGUUAUAAAAACAAAAAGGAACUACUAUAUAUAUACUUCAAGCUGUAUUCCAAAAUUUUUUUCUUUUUUCAAAGUGAAAAUAUUUACUUUUUUCACUUCCUCACUCAUGUCCUACUGGUUUCUUGGGUCUAUACGCCUUUAAACCCGGCCUUGCGCUGA
Plasmodium gonderi is the source of this 627-nucleotide messenger RNA. RefSeq lists its product as hypothetical. The transcript is spliced from 3 exons. Bases 1 to 627 code for a protein of 208 amino acids. NCBI's taxonomy places the organism in Eukaryota, Apicomplexa, Aconoidasida, Haemosporida, Plasmodiidae. The record is from RefSeq and is a predicted model, not a curated record.